Messenger RNA from Carassius auratus (goldfish), 4318 nucleotides. RefSeq lists its product as uncharacterized. The transcript has 10 exons. Lineage: Eukaryota; Metazoa; Chordata; Actinopteri; Cypriniformes; Cyprinidae. The record is from RefSeq and is a predicted model, not a curated record. The coding region runs from base 237 to 4202 and encodes 1321 amino acids.
GAAGGGACAGUGAAUGAAUAGGUGGUCUGAAGGUGUGAAAUGUUCCUCUCUUGUAUCUCUCUCCUUUAAAGAGAGAUACCAGCUCUAACAUUAUAUGUAAGAUAAGCUUGACUUGUGUCCUAGACAUUAAUCAGUGAAUGAAUUAAUAUAUUAAUUUAAUAAAGUAUUUUAUGCUUUAUACUCACUUGUAUUGUGCAUUACAUUUGUUAUAAUACUUACAGAUUGAGAAAUGUCCGAUGCUGUCUCGUGGCCAAACAACCUUGCUUGGAGGUGUGCUGAAAUGCAUCUGUGGUUUUCACACUCUAAAGCCCACUGCGUCAAACGUUACUGGACUAGCACAAAAGGUGGUGGAACAACCUCAUGCUGCUGAAACAGCAAAGAAGGUCAUGGAGCAGAGUCAGCCUGACCUCCAGCCUCAUCCCCUGCCCCAGCCCCAGCCAACUGCACCUGUGGAAGCAAGAGUUGCAACACAAUUUUCAUUGUUUACCAAAUCAAGAUUUACCGGGUCUCACAUUGCUGCAGCAAAGCCAAAUCUCAGUUUGGCCAGGAGAACUUCUCAGGCUGAAGACCAGCCCAGCGCAGCAGUGUCUAGUGCCUCUAGACCAAGCACUACAGUCUCUACACCAGAUCCUACAGUUCCAACCCCUGUCCCCAGAGCCACUGCAGAUGUGUCCAAUCCCGCUCAGCCAUGCAGGACCGUCUCUACUGCUCCUUCUGGGGCAUUAUUGCAAGGUCCAUCUGUAGUUCAACUUCCUCGUUUGUGGUCUGAGACCAUACCACCAGAGGAUCACAAGUGGAUUGGCAAAAGGCUUUUCAAAAUUGGAUCCAAAGGAAAGCCAGCACUUCGUGAUGACCUCCAGCUCUGGUAUUACCCCCCACAACCAGCACUUAUUUACAAUCAGGCUCCAGCUCCAGACAGAUUCUUUUGUCAUACUCUUCUGCUGUGGAUGCCAUACAAGCUGUGGAGGGUUAAGGUUCUCUGUCCCAAUCCAGCCUGCGGACAACAUCAGCUGACAGGAGGUGGUCUGCACAAAAGGGCACGGCAGGUUCUAGACAUUGACAGAACAUACAAUAUGGUCACAGAAACCCUUAUCUGUACAAAGUGUAGAGCCUCGCAUGUGUCCUGGAGUCAGACUGUCCUGCAACAGCUAGAUCUGGGCCAUCGCUCUGAGUUUCAGGUCAUCCUCACGCGGAAGUACGCCUGUGAUAUGCGGGUCAUCAGGCUCUUGCGUGAGCGUGGCUUAGGCAAUAGUCCCACUAGGGUGAUAAAGCAGCUGCGUGAAAACCACAGCGAGCAGUGGCUCCAUCGUCUGGCCCGGUACACCACCCAAUGUGUUGACUUCCUCAAUCAACCCGGGGUGAUGCCAGUAAAUUUCCAGGAGCCCCCAGAGCCUACGGUGGUGCCAAGCUGCAAGUGGUUGCUCACCGUUUACAGCCAAGACAUUCUAACCAGGCUGGAUGAAAUCCAUGCCAGAAUAACAUCCACCUAUGGCUCUGUCUUGAAGAUGGAUUCUACUAAAAAGAUCACCAAGAAGCUGGCUGGGACAGCGAGGGGAACGGGACUCUGGCUUACCUCUGUUGGCAACGAGUUUGGUCAGGUGCUCAUAAGUGUGCUGACAGCCCAGGAAGGAGCAGGACUUGACAUGAUGGUAGACGGUCUGGUGAAAAGAUACCAGCAGGCUGGUGUAAAUCCACCUUCUGUGUUGUACGUGGACUGUGGGUGCUGCAGUGAGGUGAGCGAGAGCAAGCUGAAAACCAGGUUUAGGGGCUGGCCAGAUCUCAUGAUACGCUUGGACAUCUGGCAUUUUAUGCGCAGGAUUGCCUUGGGGUGUACAACUGAUGCCCAUCAGUUGUACCCCAUUUUCAUGUCACGGCUAUCAGCAUGCAUCUUUGAAUGGGAUGCAGCUGACGUCUCUAUCCUUCGCAAAGCAAAGAGAGAGCUGUUGAUGUCCCAGGGUUGGCCUGCGCUGACAGAUGAAGAUGUAAACAAGCAUCUGACCAGGGAGGAGCUGGCUCUACAUUGCCGGAGGAGGACCCGUGGAGAGGAGACUACCAUCCUUCUCCUUGAACAACUGCUUACAGAACUCCUGAGCAGCAAGGGAAAUGACUCUCUGGGGGUUCCUCUCUUGGAUCGAGAAAGGAUGGAGCACAUCUGGUGUGUCCAAAAGAAGCACAUCAAGUGUAUCCAAGACCCUCUUGGUGUUGCCCUCUAUACUGAGACCGGGAGCCUAACCAAGGGAGGUGUGCUUCUGAAGACUUACAGAUGUGCCAGAGGCUCCACUUCUCUUGAAUCCUUUCAUUUACACCUUAACCGUUUCAUCCCAGGGACCAGUGCAAACAGUCUGAACUUUCAGAUUUAUUUGUUGGAGGGUCUACACAGGUGGAACCAGGAUCGGGAGGCAGCUUCCAUGUCAUCUGAGCCAUCAGCUUUACGCAGCUACACAGGAGAACUUGUUCACUGUGUAAACAGCAAUUAUGAAAAGCUGUUUGGCAGGAAAGUGGUCCCCACGUUUUGUCCCCCUGCACGUUACACCGGUGAGCUCAUUGGAGUGCAGUAUCUAUUCCAGCAGACUGGUCAGGCACUGCAGGACAUGAACCCAGACUCUGAAGAGACGGCAGAGCUCAUCGAGGAACUUAAUGUGGAGGAGCGAGAUGAAGAUGAGGGCUUCUGUGAUGUCAGCGAGGAUCACACAAUUGCAGAUCCCGAGGAUGUUCUGUCACCUCCCUCCUCCACUCUGACACUGGGUUCUUCCACCGUGGUCACCAGCAGUGACACGGCUGUACUGGGUUCCACAUCCCCUUCACUGGUCCCUGAUCCUACACCUGCUCCUUCAUCACCUGGACCCUCGGGGACUGCUGUGCCACCUUUUCCCUCUGAAACAUCUGUUUCACCACUCUCCUCAGAGCCAGAGGAUGCUGGUCAGGAUGAUGAUGACGAUGAAGAGACUGCUGUUGACUACCAAAAUGUCCCGGGAUACCAACAUGUGGACAAGCUGGCCGAAUAUCUGGUGGAGCUCCGGGGUCACACAGCCCUUAGCCUGACCAAUCAGGAAGCCAGCACCAUAAUUGAACUUUGGCAGAACCUGGCUGACCAGGACAAGCAACGGGUGGUGUAUGCAGCUAGACACCAGAAGAGACUGCUGAGUGGACGCUUCAGAGUACCAAAGAGGCCCACUAAAACCCCAGGAGUAGAGAGCACCAUCAGAAGUGUGCUGGGAGCAAGCAGCGCACCUGCUCAGUGGCCUGACUGUUGCCGUCUGGUGGAAACCAUCUUCAUCAGGCUUUGCAACACCCACCCAAGCCCCAAGAGAAAAGGCAAGGGAACGCUGUCGAGAUGGUCUCUAAUCCUCCAGGAUUACAGGAGGAUAAGGCAGCUUGUACUGGGCAACAGCUUGGUGAUGGGAGGAACCUCAAUGCAGCUGGUGGAGGUUAACCAGAAUACCCUGAUUCAGUGGUAUAACAACAGACAGAAAAAGCAGGAACUGUCUGUGCUGAUUCAGGGCAUUCAGUUGCCUCAGCCCCUCCCUGAAGCUCAGGAACCUCUCCAGGCUGCCAAACGCCUACGGACUGAGCCAGAACAAUCAGGGGAGCAGCACCAGUACAAGCUACCAGAGAGCACAGCAGGUCAGGCAAAACAGAGGCACACCUCUACUGGGCGACCUCCUCUCAGACCCAAGGCACCAACACAGACUACUAUGUUGGUUACGCCAUCAGCACCUGGAGCAUCAGUGCAGAUGGUACCCAAUAUACUUAUACCUGCAGCACCAGGUUUCCCGGGUGUGCCAAUGCUUCAGAGUGUGCCAAUGUUCCAGGGCAUGCCAAUGGCUCAAAGACUGCCAAUGGUCCAGGGCAUGCAAAUGGUCCAGGGCAUGCCAAUGGUCCAGAGGAUGCCAAUGGUUCAGGGAAUGCCAAUGGUUCAGGGAAUCCCGAUGGUCCAGGGAAUGCCAGUGGUUCAGGGGAUGCCACUGUUACAUCCUACAGUUGUGCAGGGCACAAGUUCACAACCAGCUGCCAAUCCCCAAACCAUGCCUAAGAGACCCUACAAGAGAACUGUAGAGGCGAACACUUGCAAGAAAUGCGGACAUUUCAAAACCAGUGCAACAGGACAUAGCCAGUACAGGGGCAAAGUAUACUGCCCACAGUCUGAAACUGUUACAAAAGAACAGUGGUUAGAGGAAAUGCGGAGAACUGUUCCCAAAUAAUGUAUAUAUUUUUAUUUAUUGUAGUGUGUAUAUAGUUGUUUAAAUAUAGUUCACUAUAGUUAAUAUUUGUGUUGAACAUUAUUUAAUAUUUUAUUUACUGCUUUUUAAAAACCUAU